This is a messenger RNA of Phanerochaete carnosa HHB-10118-sp, 1088 nucleotides long. RefSeq lists its product as uncharacterized. The record is from RefSeq and is a predicted model, not a curated record. The transcript has 10 exons. NCBI's taxonomy places the organism in Eukaryota, Fungi, Basidiomycota, Agaricomycetes, Polyporales, Phanerochaetaceae. The coding region runs from base 19 to 762 and encodes 247 amino acids.
UUCGAGCGGGACAAGGGCAUGCCGCACAAUUAUAUCAACUGUUCCAUCACGCGCAGAGGAUCAAACGGGGCGUGGCAGAAGUUCGAGCGCGGCGAGAUUCCACUCUUUGUCUUCUACGAACAAUUCGGACGAGAUCUGUCAGAUACCGAGCGGGGAAACGUGUGGUACAGGGCCUAUUGCGAACGGAGGGGCAUAGAAUGUCCCAAACUUCCUGAUAAAUUGGACAUCGACGGAAGAGAGCUGUUUGGGCGCAUAAUGCAGCGGGCGAACUCCCUUGACGAACGGGUCGUGGAGGCGAUACGGCGUAUCCGAGCCGCCGGCCGAUGGAGAGUCAUCGCGUUGACGAACAACUGGGCGCGAAGCAACCCCGCGUCCCUCGGCGAGGGCCAGCCGGUGCCUGCAACAUACGCUCAUCUGAACCUUAGGGACGAAAUAGCGUUCCUGGGUUGGCAAGACGGCGCCGUGCCCGCCCGCGUUCGGAACAUGUUUGACGACUUUUGCGAUUCGAGCGAACUGGGCAUGCGGAAACCAGAGCCAGAAUUUUAUGUUCUAGCCUGCAAACGGAGUGGUAUCCAUCCGCACGAAGCCGUGUUCCUAGACGACCUAGGAAUAAAUUUGAAGGCGGCUCAGGCCCUUGGCAUGGAGACCAUCCAUGUUCCCCUGGGCGGGUCUUUAGGUGCCCUGAAGCAACUCGAGCAGAAGCUUGGCAUUGACCUCACGAGUGGAUACGAACCCAACGAGUUCACCCCGUCAAAACUCUAAGCGACAACAUUGGCACGCUGAAGGGAGCCUGGAACACACAUACGACAUGACGGCUGCUGAGGACGUGCAUCACCUAGGCACAGGAUGGUGAUAGGACUCUGGAGUACAUAUCACCGAAUCUAUAUGGUAUUAUUUGAUAGACACAGGAUUGUUGUUAGAAGGGCUUGUCGGACGCAGGGGUCUUGUCUUCGAAGUAGCUUCCCAACAGGGGAACGUUCACCAGGAAUGUCCGCUUAACCUUCGGAGUGACGGACAGGACAAAGAGGGCUGCAAUGCCUACGCCUGCACCCCAAAGCGCCAUGCUGGGUGCCCAUUUGCGGGCAAAC